Eublepharis macularius is the source of this 3772-nucleotide messenger RNA. It is a transcript of the gene RNF31, whose product is annotated as ring finger protein 31. Gene Ontology annotation, molecular function: zinc ion binding; K48-linked polyubiquitin modification-dependent protein binding; ubiquitin protein ligase activity. The coding region runs from base 24 to 3380 and encodes 1118 amino acids. The record is from RefSeq and is a predicted model, not a curated record. Gene Ontology annotation, cellular component: LUBAC complex. NCBI's taxonomy places the organism in Eukaryota, Metazoa, Chordata, Lepidosauria, Squamata, Eublepharidae. Gene Ontology annotation, biological process: protein linear polyubiquitination. The transcript is spliced from 22 exons.
GUCUUUGGUCCCAGGGCAGCUUAAUGCGCAGACGGAGGGAGGCUGUGGGAAUGGGCCAGGCAUUCCCAGGACCCAGCAAGGAAUGCGGCCAGAAUGCACUCUGCACGUGUGCAGAGGCGCGCUUGCUUUAUUCUCACGUGACGGAUGUCCCGAGCCGGAGAACUGACGCAGACAUGGAGUCCAAGUUCCUGAGCCUCCGGGAAGAGCUGGUGGCUGCUUUGAUCCAGAGCCCCUCCGAGCUAAAUCCAGAGUCUGUGCAGCAGCUGGUGGAGAUGUCUUUGCCUCCGUCCAAGAAAUACCGGGAGAUCGACGUGAAGGGCAUUGUGCGGGCCAAUACUCAGGGACAGACCCCCAAAGAGCUGCGGACAAUUUCCACUGCUCUAAACAUCCUUGAGAAGUACGGGCGCAAUCUCUUGAACCCCCACAAGCCUCGCUUCUGGCGGACGGUCAAGUUCAACAACCCUGUCUUCCGAGACACCGUCGACACCAUCCAGGGUGGACGGGACGUCCUUCGCCUAUAUGGCUAUUCGGAAGAACAGACUGACGGGCUCUGCUUCCCGGAGCAGCUGCAGGAACCUGAAACUGUCCAAGUGGCCUCCAUCACCGUGGACGUCAUGCUCUUACGAGCCGAGCUGAACCUUCUCCUUUCGGACAACCACCCCAACCCUCGGGUUUUGCAGGAGCUGAUGGAGGAGGGGAAUGGCUUAGAGGCCAGCCUCACUGCAGACGUGGCCCCAGAACGUGUUCCUCCGCACACAGCAACGGCAUUAUCACACACAGAGUACCUGCCGCCAGAUGCCUGCCUGCUUUGUGGUUUGGAGCCCCCGUCGCUGCACUGCCCGUCCUGUGCCCAGUCACUGUGCCCAGAUUGUGACUUGCUCUUCCACAAGCACCCUUCGCGGACACAUCACCGGCGGGUGCCUUUGAAGGAACGAGCUUGGCGCAGCACACUGCCUCCCAGCCUCUCCACAGUGACCCCCGAUGCAGCAUCUUUGCGUCCUCCGAUGGAGGGCUGGCGCAGCCUCCCCCCACAGCCGCCAGCCCCACGCCCUGCCUGGUUCUGCGCAGCCUGCCACACCCACAACGAUGCUCGCUGCGUACUGUGCGUGGCCUGUGACCGCCCCCGUGGCUGCAAGAUACCCGUCAGCCUCAGUUCGGAGGACCAGAUGGCUCGUGGUCGCUGGUCGUGCCAGUCUUGCACCUUUGAGAACGAGGCAUCUACAGUGUUGUGUACUGUGUGUGAGAGGCCCCGUCUGGCCGGGAGGCCUGGCAUAGGUGAUGCAAAGCCCCUAAUGGCGUGGGGGGAGGAUUCAGAAGUGCAGCAGGAAGAGCUCCCUGGCUGGCAGUGCGAACACUGUACCUUCUGGAACAAGAUUCACGGCCGGGUGUGUGAAAUGUGCAACCGUACCAGCCAGCGAGGGGGCCCUGAGCCCGCUUCACUGCGUCCCAGGCCAGAGGAGGAGGAAAAGCCGAAGAAGGAGCCAGCCAACAUUAAGGCAGAUCCAAAAUGCCUAUUGAAGUCCCUCUCCCUAGAGGAUGCAGAACAUCGGAGACAGGCGAAACUGCGAGAGGACGGCCAGAAGAUGGUAGCCAUGAUCCGGGAAGCCGAGGCGGUGGGGGUGGCGCCUGAGAUGGUGGCAGCUGCUUUGCACUACUCAGGGGCCGAGCUGCCUCUGGCUUGGCUGAAUUCGGAGCUCCCCUGCGUCCUGGAAGGGGUGGCUGAGCUGGCUACGCAGCGGGGCGAGGAGGAGCCAGGGGGUGGGCUGGGUGCUGUGACCCAACAGGAAGCCCAGACGGCCUGGAUGGAGAGCCAGGGGGAUGUGGACGAAGCCGUCAGCCGAUGCCUCAGCGCUCGCCGCAGCAAGGUGCGGGAGCUAAAAGUGCUGGGCUUUGCCGAGCGAGGUCCUGUGCUACAGGCCCUCUACCAGAACAAAGGGGAUGUGUGGCAGGCGUUGGUACAGCUGCAGCGCCUCCGGCUGGAGCCCUUCCACCAGCGUUUGUGGGAGACUGAAGAGCCCCCGAUAGACUUCCAAAGCCCUGACCGGCAGGCGCUCCUGCGACGUCUCCUGGCCUCUCUUUCCCUGCCCAGCUGGGGCCGAGCAGAGCUGGUCGUUUCCCUGAUGCUGGAGAAGCCGAGCGAAGGGGGCUGGGAGCUGGCCGACAUUGUGGAGGCCGUGAAGGCCUCUCCCAGCCGGGACUUCAUCAAGCGCCUGCUGAGCUGGGAGUGCGCCGUCUGCAGCUGGGCCCUGCCACGCAACAAGAUGCAGUCGCUGACAUCGUGUGAAUGUACAAUCUGCCCUGACUGCUUUACUCAGCACUUCACCAUUGCUGUGAAAGAGAAACACAUCACUGACUUGGUGUGCCCGGCUUGCUCUGAGCCGGAAAUCAGCGAUGAACGGGAACUCCUCAGCUACUUUUCCACCCUCGACAUCCAGCUCCGCAGCUGCCUAGACCUGGAGACCUAUGAGCUCUUCCACAAGAAACUGACCGAGAGGGUGCUUAUGCGGGACCCGAAGUUUCAGUGGUGCACACAUUGUUCCUUUGGGUUCAUCUACGAGUCUGAACAGCUGGAAGCCAAAUGUCCGCAGUGCCGCAAGAGCUUCUGUGUCCGAUGCAGGCGCCCGUGGGAGCCGCAGCACCAAGGCCUGACUUGUGAAGGGUUCCAGGAGUGGAAGCGAACCAACGACCCCGAGUACCAGGCCCAGGGCUUGGCUGCCUACCUGCAAGAGAAUGGGAUUGCCUGUCCCAACUGCAAGUUCUCGUAUGCCCUGGCCCGGGGAGGCUGCAUGCAUUUCCAUUGUACCCAAUGCAGGCACCAUUUCUGCAGUGGCUGCUACAGCGUCUUCCAUGCCAAGAACAAAUGCCCACUUCAAGGUUGCCUCAUCCGGCGGUCCCUCCACGCCCACCAUCCUCGAGACUGCCUGUUCUACCUGCGUGACUGGGAUGUGGUUCGCCUGCAGCGCCUCUUACAGGAUAACGGAGUCGUGUUCAACACUGAUCCCCCUGCUGGAACCCGGGCUACCACUGGUGGUGGGUGUCAGGUUAUGGAGCAGAAGGAGACGAUGGCGGGGUUGAAGGACGAGCCUUGCGGGAAAGAGACCCAAGCCGGAUAUGCCGGCCUUUGUCAGGCACACUACAAGGAGUACUUGGUCAGCCUCAUCAACAGCUACUCCCUGGACCCUGCUGCCCUGUACAAUCCGCAGGAAGCAGAGCUUGUCUGCCAGCGCUACCUGCCUGCUGCACAGCUGCCACCGCGGGGACCUGCUGAAGAUGACGAAACUUUUGCGGGGCGCUUGAUCAAGAAACUAAUGGAUGAGGUGGCUCUGGGUCCGAAAAUCCCACGGAGACAGAAGCAGCUGGAUGCUCGUGCCCUCCACUAACUUGGGCAGAAAGCACGGUUAAGAGUUACAAUCUGGUUCCCUUUUGCCGGGACUGAAAAGCCGAACAGAAGUAUUCCUCAUCUCUGGAGGAGAAGAAUUUGGUGGGAGGUACUGGGGUGGGGGUGGUGAGGAAGCGGUUAAUAUUUUGAAGUGCCUUUAUGUUUGGGGGUUCCAAGGGGCAAUCUGAAGACCCUCAUGUCCACUAGUUGGGGGCUGGAGGGGGUCUAAAUAAAUUAAGUAUGCCUCCCCUAAAAUUAGAGCUGGUUCCCCUGCCCUGCCACCUCCUUCCAAGCAAAGAUCUAGUCUGCUGUUGGGAGAGAAGAGACCUUGGGGAGGGAAGAGGCUUUCUUAUACUUGCAAAUGUCCUAUUUACAUGUGCAAGACCCCCCCCC